AUGGCCUCCUCCCCCUCCCAUAUCGCCAUCGAGGCCGCUAUCAACGGCAACCUGCGCCUCGUCAAGAAAAUGGCGAGGAAGGUGGACCUGCGGGGAGCCAAGGACGCGAAAGGGGACACCGUGCUCCACUUCGCCGCGUGCAAGGGCAGCCUGGAGAUCUGCAGGUUCCUGGUGGAGGACUCCGGGCUCGAUGUCGAUUCGGCGUCGAAAACAGGCGAGACGCCCAUGGUCUACGCCGCGCUUGCGGGGAAGGUCCAGGUUAUGAGGUACCUCCUCGACCGCGGCGCCGACCCGGCCGUCCGUGACGACAACGGCUCGACGCCGCUGCACUAUGCGGCAGAGGAAGGGCACUGCGAAGCUGUAAGGCUGUUGCUGUCCAAAGGAGUCCCCGUGGACCCUGUUGAUCACCGGGGCGCGCCGUUACAGUUGGCGGUUGCAAAGGACCGUGUCGAGGUUGUGAAGCUUCUGUUGGAGCAUGGGGCUGAUCCAAACAAAUUGGUCAAUCAUAUCCUUACACCACUCCUGAUGGCUGUCAUUAGGAACUCCUUGAAAUGCAUGAAGCUACUGAUUGAGGCGGGUGCUGAUCUGAAUGCUCGUGGUAACUUUGGACCAACUCCUUUAACACAAGCAGUUGAUGACGGUUCCACCGACUUUGUCAAGUUGCUCCUAGAGGCUGGAGCUGACCCUAACAUUCCUAGCGAGCAUGGUGCAAUUCCAGUCGAGCUAGCAGCAGUUCAUGGCCGAUGUGACCUUGUUGAAGUUCUAUUUCCUAGGACAAAACCAAUUCCAUCUCUGCCAGAUUGGAGCGUUGAUGGGAUAAUUAGAACCGUGAAGUCUCCGCUUAUGAAUCAUCUUCAGGCCUCGGUUUCUGUGGAAGAAAAAAUUGCGUUUUGGAAGUCACAAGGAAAGGAAGCAUUUGCAAAGGAGGACUACCUUACAGCAAUGACCUUCUAUGGCAAGGUACUUGACACAGAUCCAUCUGAUGCCACCAUGUAUGCCAACCAGAGCCUCUGCUGGCUGCGUAUGAGACAUGGGAAGCUAGCUCUGGAAGACGCGCUCAAGUGCAGGAUGAUGCGGCCCCGUUGGUCCAAGGCCUGGUAUCGUCAAGGCGCAGCCCUCAGCUUCAUGAAGGACUACGAGGGCGCCGCUGACGCGUUCCGGGUGGCGCUGCAGCUCGACCCUAAGAAUGAAGAGAUUAAGGAAGCGCUGAGGAAGGCCGAGAAGGCUGUGGAGGAGCCGCAGCGCGGGUAA
Triticum turgidum subsp. durum (durum wheat) is the source of this 1251-nucleotide messenger RNA. Lineage: Eukaryota; Viridiplantae; Streptophyta; Magnoliopsida; Poales; Poaceae. The record is from the annotation of a GenBank genome assembly.